This is a messenger RNA of Malassezia pachydermatis, 1344 nucleotides long. RefSeq names its product carbamoyl-phosphate synthase. Gene Ontology annotation, biological process: L-glutamine metabolic process; 'de novo' pyrimidine nucleobase biosynthetic process; L-arginine biosynthetic process. Gene Ontology annotation, molecular function: carbamoyl-phosphate synthase (glutamine-hydrolyzing) activity. The record is from RefSeq and is a predicted model, not a curated record. The coding region runs from base 1 to 1344 and encodes 447 amino acids. Lineage: Eukaryota; Fungi; Basidiomycota; Malasseziomycetes; Malasseziales; Malasseziaceae. Gene Ontology annotation, cellular component: carbamoyl-phosphate synthase complex; cytoplasm. The transcript has a single exon.
AUGUACCAUCUCUCUCGUUUUUCUCUUGCUCGUGCUGUUCCCAGGGCUGCACGUAGCGUAACAACCAGUUCGCCAGCGCCUCCAUCGCAGCCCGCGGCGCUGAAACUCAAGUCUGGUCAAGUGUUUGAAGGCCGCUCGUUUGGAGCGCCGCGUUCUGUGUUUGGUGAGACGGUGUUCACGACCUCUAUCACGUCGUACACAGAGUCUCUUACUGAUCCGUCAUACACCGGCCAGAUCCUUGCGUUUACACAGCCGCUAAUGGGCAACUAUGGCGUGCCAGACAAUCGCGUGCCUGGCUCGGCACGGGAGCAUCCUAUGGAUGUAGAUGUAGGUUGCUUCCUCGAGUCCAAGGGCGUGCAGGCCACGGGCGUCGUGGUGAGUGAGCUUUGCGAGCGCUUCUCGCACUUCCAAGCGUACGAGUCGCUGGCAAGCUGGUGUGCGCGCUACAAUGUGCCUGGUAUUCAGGGCGUGGACACGCGUGCGCUCACUACCCUCCUGCGCAACCAGGGAUCGACCCUCGGUGCUAUUCUCGUGGGCGAGGAUCGUCACCGUACGAUUGACCCCUCCGAGUUUAUUGACCCCAUGGCCGAGAACUUGAUUGACCGUGUAUCAACCAAGACGAUUUACACGUUGCACCCUGUCGGCGGUGCUGAGGCAGCACGCGCGCAUAUUGCGCUGUCAGACUUUGGCAGCAAGGCGAACAUUCUGCGCUCUCUGCUGCGCCUUGGUGUCAGUGUCACUGUGCUUCCGUGGACGGCGGACUUCAACGCCAUUCGUGAUCAGUUUGAUGGCCUGUUCCUCAGCAAUGGACCAGGCAGCCCUGACUCGAUUCCUUCCGCCAUUGAGUCUGUGCGUCGUACGAUCAACGAGUGGGACCGCCCGAUCUUUGGUAUUUGCAUGGGCCACCAAAUCAUCGGCCGUGCGGCAGGGCUUCGUGCGUACCGCAUGAAGUUUGGUAACCGUGGACACAACCAGCCUGUGCUAGCGCUUAGCAGCGGUGGUAUGCGUGUUGAGGCGGGCCGUGUGUACAUCACCUCGCAGAACCACGGAUACGCGUUGGCCUACGAGGAGUCCGGCCCGGACGCCUGGCCCAAGGACUGGCAGCCAUGGUUUGUCAAUGCGAACGACUGGAGUAUUGAGGGCAUUGUUCGUACAGGGGGCCUGGAUACGCAUGCGCCUGUAUGGGGCGUGCAAUUCCAUCCGGAGCAUGCAGGCGGUCCCGAAGAUACGAACCCCCUGUUUGACGACUAUGUUGAGCAGGUGGUGCGGUACAAGGAGAUGCGGUCCGGCAACGCACCGUUCCUGGCCCACACACAAGCCUCUGCGGUGCAAGCGCACCUGUAA